Messenger RNA from Coregonus clupeaformis (lake whitefish), 1928 nucleotides. Its product is annotated as 5,6-dihydroxyindole-2-carboxylic acid oxidase. NCBI's taxonomy places the organism in Eukaryota, Metazoa, Chordata, Actinopteri, Salmoniformes, Salmonidae. Gene Ontology annotation, molecular function: oxidoreductase activity. The transcript has 9 exons. The coding region runs from base 93 to 1676 and encodes 527 amino acids. Gene Ontology annotation, biological process: melanocyte differentiation; melanosome organization. Gene Ontology annotation, cellular component: melanosome. The record is from RefSeq and is a predicted model, not a curated record.
CAACAGGUAGGAAACAGCAACAGGAAGGAGACAGCAACAGGUAGGAAACAGCAACAGGAAGGAGACAGCAACAGGAAGGAGACAGCAACAGUAUGUGUUGGCUGGGUCUCCUGGUGGUGGUGGUGACCUUGACCCCCCGGACCCUGGCACAGUUUCCCAGAGAAUGUGUCACCCCAGAGGGGCUACGGAGUGGCCAGUGCUGCCCCUCUCCCACUGGAGCCCUGGAUGACCAGUGUGGUUCUGCCACAGGGAGGGGUCAGUGUGUGUCUAUAGCUGCCGACAGCCAUCGCCACGGCCCCCAGUACCCACAUGAUGGCCGGGACGACCGGGAGCGCUGGCCGUUAAGGUUCUUUAACCGGACGUGCCGGUGUAACGGGAACUUCGCGGGGUAUAACUGUGGCCGGUGCCGACACGGACUCACCGGACCUAACUGUGAUCAGAGGAUAUCCGUAGUCAGGAGGAAUGUGAUGCAGAUGAGUUCAGCAGAGAAGCAGGCGUUUGUGAACUCUCUGGACCAGGCCAAGAGGACCGUCCACCCUGACCUGGUCAUCUGCACACGACGUUACCAGGAGGUGUAUGGUCCGGAUGGUAACACCCCUCAGUUUGAGAACAUCACCAUCUAUAACUACUUUGUGUGGACACACUACUACUCUGUCAGCAAAACCUACAUGGGGGCGGGGCAGGCUGGCUUUGGGGGUGUGGACUUUUCUCAUGAGGGACCGGGAUUUGUCACCUGGCACAGGUUCCACCUGCUGCAGCUGGAGAGAGAUAUGCAGGACAUGUUAGGUGACGCCACCUUUGCCCUCCCCUACUGGAACUUUGCCAUUGGCGGCAGUGAGUGUGACGUGUGUACUGACGACCUCCUGGGAGCCAGGUCUGCCUUCGAUAUGAACAGCCUCAGCCCCAACUCUGUCUUCUCCCAGUGGAGGGUGAUCUGUGAGAGUGUAGAGGACUACGACACUCUGGGAACCAUCUGUAACAAUUCAGAGACCAGUCCCAUCAGGAGGAACCCAGCAGGUAACGUGGCACGUCCCAUGGUACAGAGGCUGCCUGAACCCCAGGAUGUAGUGGACUGUCUGGACCUCAAAACCUUCGAUACCCCCCCUUACUAUUCCACCUCUUCAGAGAGCUUCAGGAACACCGUAGAGGGCUACAGUGCCCCUCAGGGUGGCUAUGACCCGGUGGUACGCAGCCUCCAUAACUUGGCUCACCUGUUCCUCAACGGGACAGGAGGGCAGACACACCUGUCCCCCAACGACCCUAUCUUUGUCCUGCUCCACACCUUCACUGAUGCCAUCUUUGAUGAGUGGCUGAGCCGACACGCCCCAGGUGAGGCAGUGUACCCGGAGGAGAACGCUCCUAUAGGUCACAACAGACAGUUCAACAUGGUUCCCUUCUGGCCACCCGUCACCAACGCUGAGAUGUUCCUCACAGCCCCCGAGAACCUGGGAUACACCUACGAGGUCACAUGGCCCACUCGCCCCUACACCCUGUCCGAGAUCAUCACCAUAGCGAUCGUCGCCGUGGUGCUGGUGGCGGCGGUGGUGUCCGGCGUCAUCGCGUGUGCCAUGCGUGCCCGCUCGGCUGAGGGACUAGAGCCGUUGCUAGGGGAGACCUUCCGUCGCUACUCUGAGGAUGACAGACGGAAGGACAAGAAGAGCCAGUCUGUAGUGUAGAUACCAAGGGUACGUCUCAAACGGCACCCUGUCCCCUUUACAGUGCACUACUUUUGACCAGAACCCUAUUGGUGCCAUUCCCUAUAUAGUGCACUACUUUACCCUACGGUCCCUGGUCAAAAGUAGUGCACUAUAUUGAGGAUAGGGUGCUAUUUGAGAUGCAGCCUAGACCAAGCCCUACCAGUGCCUAAACCAUAACCCUAUCUAUAGUUUUUAUUCCUUCUUCUAAUAAAGUUGUACUGAUUUUGAAAA